AGUAAACACAUGUCGACAUAUUUGGACCAAUUACAUGGUUAGUAAGCAGCACUUGGCCCUAAAUCAUCGCAUAGAGUUAUUUUCAGCUAUCCCUGAACAAGUAUGUCAUUUAAACACGUCCUUAUGGAGUACGAGCAAAGAUUUUGUUAAAGUGACUUCAGAAUGGACUUUAUUGAAAAUGUCAAAUACAUAUUUUGAUAAAAAUGGAACAGGGAUCUAUCUAAAUGAUGUUACAAUUGUCGUAGAAAGCAUAGAAAUCGACCAGCAGGCGAACGUAACCAAUGUGACGGUUGGGACCGAUGAUCCCCUUAAAGGCUACGGUGCAGGAAUCUUUGCAACUGCUGUCAUCGUCGUAUAUAGCCUAUCAGUAUUCAUGUUCCUCGCUUCUUUCAUAAAGCGCAAAUCAAGACAGAACAACGAUGAACGACAAGUACAAGUGUACCUCGACAAUGUUGCGAACCUGAGACAGCAGGCAACAAGGGAUAAGAUCGCAUCGUUGAAGAAGGAAUUACGCCAGUCUACGUGGAAAAACAUUGUGACAAAGCUGGAACUGAUAAACGAAUUUGAAGUGAAGGAGGGGUCGUCUUUUAAGAGAAUACCAACACUGAACAAAAAGAGAUCUGUCUCGUGGAAGGUCGUACUGGAACAAUUAGAUACAUUGAGGGAUAACACACAAAUAUUACACGCUCAGAACUCACGACGCCAGCGGCAGAGGCGUAAAGGAGUGUUUGACAUGGAUUUAGUCGAAUGCCAAGACACGGAGGCUUUGGAAUAUUUAAAUAGGGAAGACAAAUGCACGACGAACAUACCGAUACCCGAUUCAGUGACUACUUGUACUGAAACAGUUGAUAAGUCUUUUGAUAAAGAAAUCGACAAACCCUGAAAGUUAUAACACUUCUUGAUUUCUUGACAACUUUUACAUGAUUUGUAACACAUAUGUUUUGUUUAGAUUGGAGUAAUUUUGACGAAUAUGAGUUAUAUUCAUUAUUAUUAUUAAUGAUUUUAUUUCACUUGUUAAAAACAAUAUAAACAAUUACAUAUAAAAGCAUACCAAUCGCCAUGUGGCAUUACAGGUUGCUUUGAUUAAAUUAAACAUAGUUUUCAUGUGGCUUUAGAUAUCACAAAACAGAAAGUAAGUAAAAUAUUGUAAAUAAAAUAGAUAAAUAUUGGAAGUAUUUAUUUUAUUUGGGUCCAGGAGGUUGAAAGAUGCUAUAUGAGUCAACGUUAUUAACUUUAAAUUCUAGUUGGGUGUAUAUAAGUUAUAACACGUUCCAACAAAGUCAGUUACUAUGUCAAGGAGGGUAUUUUGAGAAUCUCGACAGAGGGUGUUUUCAAAAAUAAGAUAUUCUAGUUGGUCAUUUUGAUUUGUACAUGUAUUUGUAUCAUAAAGUAUGUUAUUUUGUCUCAGUGCAGCGAAAAUAUCAUUUCUUUCAUUUAUAUGGCGUGGGCAAGAAAUGAGGAAGUGUUUUGUACUUUCAGGGGAUCCACAAGGACACUUAUUAUCAUUAACUCCUGUAAAGUUGUGUGAGAAAAAGUGAUCUCUUAACAUAAAAUCAACCCGUAGUCUGUUGAUGAUUUUUUCCUUAUUCCUUGAAAGUUUGAGCUUGGUUGUUGGGAUAAAAUUAGGAAGUAUUAAUGAACGAACAGCAUUUUUGAAACUAGAUGGUUGGUAAAUCUCUUACUAGUUGGCUUAGGUUGUUCCAUUGCUUUAUAAGGUUUAGGACUGGUGCAUUGAGAAGUCUAGUUGUAACUUGAUUGGGUAUCUUAAAUGGUAAAGAGUGUCUUGUUGUCCUAGUGGCGUUUUUUAUAUAUAUCAAAAAUAUCGCAAAUGUAUUUAGCUACCAAAUUUAUAAAAUUUAUUUUGAACAUUAUUCGAAGAUUUUUUUUCUUUUCCUCUUUCUUUUCACUAGGGUGAAUAUAACUAAGGGUGAAUAUAACUAAGAGUUAUAUUCAUUGUUCAAUGAAUUUCCCCCAAAUUUACCAUUUCACUGCUUCAAGUAGCAAUAUAACAUUUUAUAAUAUUAAUAAUAAAGUAAUGUAUGCAUAUAUAUGUUUUGAUAUGUCAAUAUAAAGAUGGUAGAUAUUACAUUGUGAUAUAUAU
Messenger RNA from Owenia fusiformis, 2101 nucleotides. NCBI's taxonomy places the organism in Eukaryota, Metazoa, Annelida, Polychaeta, Sabellida, Oweniidae. The record is from the annotation of a GenBank genome assembly.